Cloeon dipterum is the source of this 5263-nucleotide messenger RNA. It is a transcript of the gene Tmtc3, whose product is annotated as Transmembrane O-mannosyltransferase targeting cadherins 3. Bases 267 to 2894 code for a protein of 875 amino acids. Gene Ontology annotation, cellular component: endoplasmic reticulum. NCBI's taxonomy places the organism in Eukaryota, Metazoa, Arthropoda, Insecta, Ephemeroptera, Baetidae. Gene Ontology annotation, molecular function: mannosyltransferase activity; identical protein binding. The record is from RefSeq and is a predicted model, not a curated record. The transcript has 13 exons. Gene Ontology annotation, biological process: protein O-linked glycosylation via mannose.
UUGUCACGUGACCGCAGACGCAGUGAGUGUCGGACGGGAAAUAUGGAGGUCACUUCGCGGCCGUGCCCCGCGAAUUCGGCCGUUUCGCGCGAGUCGGCGAGCUAGUCGGCGUUGUCGGCCGUGUCCUGGCGUCGGCUGAACGUGGCGUCGACGUGGCGGCGCCGAAAUCGGGACCCGUGGAGCUGCAGAAUCGCGUGAAUUUGGUGAUUGCACCUCUGAUAGAAGCAGUUCGAGGCCAAGAGCGGCCGCUGGCUGGCCGCCCCACCAUGCCGAGGCCGCCGGCGAACGGCCUCUUUGCCAGGUUCACCGCCCGAGUUGAAAGAAUGGGCGUGGGUGGCGAGGGUGGCCACCUGCUGGCCGCCGUCGUGGUGGCCGCCUGCGUGGCCUGCUACUUGAACUGCCUGCAGUGCGGCUUCGUCUUCGACGACAUCAGCGCCAUCAAGGACAACAGGGACCUCCGCCCGCAAACACCCCUGUUCAACAUCUUUCGCAACGACUUCUGGGGCACACCCAUGCACAAGGAGCAAAGCCACAAAUCAUACCGGCCGCUGUGCGUUUUGUCAUUUCGACUGAACUACAUGCUGCACCAGCUUGAGCCGUUGGGAUACCAUCUGAUCAAUUUGCUCCUACAUUGCCUCGUCUGUUUCAUGUACUUCCGUAUGUGUGCCACAUUUUUAUCCGAGCUGGCCAGUUUCGUGUCAGCCUUGCUCUUCGCGGUUCACCCCAUCCACACAGAAGCCGUGACGGGCGUCGUGGGUCGAGCGGAGACGCUGUCCUCCGUCUUCUUCAUCGCCGCCUUCAUGUUCUACACACAGGCCACCAAGAACAGGCGGCACACGCGCUGGCGUUCGCUCAUCCUCGCCAUCCUGGCCGUCGCCACGGCCAUGCUUUGCAAGGAGCAGGGCAUCACCAUCUUGGGUGUCUGCUUCGUCUAUGAACUCUUCGUCAUUCAAAAGGUUCGACUACAAGACUUGAUGCACACACUGAGGGCCACGCUGGAGGGCAAAAAUACGCCUCUGCCGUGGUCUGUCGAGGCCAGCAAGAGGUUGGCCGCCCUGGUCGGCUCGGCGAUUGCCCUUUUGGCCCUCAGAGUCCAAAUCAUGGGCGCGCGUCUUCCCGUUUUUACUAGGUUUGAUAACCCAGCUUCGGCUACAAGCGCGCCGGCCCGCCACCUCACCUACAACUACCUGCUGAGCGUGAACCUGGGCCUGCUGCUGCUGCCGUGCGACCUGUGCUGUGACUGGACCAUGGGCACCAUCCCCCUGGUCAGCAACCUGAACGACCCGAGGAACGCGGCCACGCUGGCCACCUACGCGUUCCUGCUCGUGCUCACCUACGUGGCAAUGACCUCCGAGAACCACCAGCAGGUGACCGCGUUGGUCAUGAGUCUUGCGUUCAUGGUGCUGCCCUUCCUGCCGGCCUCAAACCUCUUCUUCCCGGUUGGUUUUGUCGUUGCCGAGCGCGUCCUCUACAUGCCCUCCAUGGGCUUCUGCAUGCUCGUCGGCUACGGCUGGUCUCAGCUCGCAUCACAAGCAAGACUGAAGAAGUUUGCCUGGUUCAUGCUGGGGAUGCUGGUGCUGACGCACGGCUGCAAGACUUACAUGAGGAACCAGGACUGGCAGGACGAGUACACCAUCUUCAGCUCGGGGCUCAAGGUGAACCACCGCAACGCAAAACUCUACAACAACGUUGGCCAUGCCUUAGAAGGACAGGGAAGAUUUGGCGAGGCUCUUGCCUUCUUCCAGACUGCUGUCAAGGUACAGGAGGAUGACAUCGGUGCCCACAUCAACGUUGGAAGGACAUUGAAUCAUCUGAAAAUGUACAAAGAGGCUGAAGAUGCUUACCUGAAGGCGAAAGAACUGUUGCCAAAAGCGAAGCCUGGAGAGUCAUACCAGGCGAGAAUAGCGCCGAACCACCUGAAUGUGUUCCUGAACCUGGCGAACCUGAUCGCAAAGAAUGAGACGAGACUGGAAGAGGCGGACAUGCUGUAUCGGCAGGCCAUCAGCAUGCGGGCCGACUACACGCAGGCCUACAUCAAUAGAGGCGACGUCCUCCUCAAACUGAAUAGAACAAAAGAAGCUCAAGAGGUAUAUGAAAGGGCCCUGUUUUAUGACAGCACCAACCCUGAUAUUUACUACAAUCUGGGUGUGGUGUUCAUCGAGCAGGGCAAGUCGUCGCAGGCGCUGGCGUACCUGGACAAGGCGCUUGAGGUGGACCCCGAGCACGAGCAGGCGCUGCUCAACUCUGCCAUCCUGCUACAAGAGAUGGCGCGGCCAGAGUUGCGGCAGCUGGCCCGCGAGCGGCUGCUGAAGCUGCUGACCAAGGAGGCUGGGCACAACGAGCGCGUCUACUUCAACCUCGGCAUGCUGGCCAUGGACGACAAUGACGUGGCCGGCGCCGAGCACUGGUUCCGCAGGGCCAUUGCCAUGCGCGAGGACUUCCGCUCGGCACUGUUCAACCUGGCGCUGCUGCUUGCAGAUGACCACCGGCCCCUUGAGGCGGCCCCCUUCCUCAACCAGCUUGUCAAGCACCAUCCUGACCACACCAAGGGACUCAUUCUCCUUGGCGACAUUUACAUCAAUUUUAUCAAGGAUAUCGAUGCUGCCGAAUUGUGCUACAAACGCAUUCUGCAGAUCGAGCCGCACAACGUGCAAGGGCUGCACAAUUUGUGCGUCGUCUACGUGGAGCGGGGCAACCUGGUGCGGGCGGAGGCGUGCCUGCGUCACGCGCUGCGGCUGGCGCCGCACGAGGACUACAUCCUGCGCCACCUGAAGAUCGUGCAGGCGCGGCUGGCCAAGCUGAGCGAGCAGCAGAUCAGCGAGCAGCGCGCGCACCGCGACCCUGACUACGACAACUUCAUGGCGGCCCUCAAGGCGAAUGAGACGAAAUCCUAGUGCAGACUUUUCGUUAGCCCCACGCAAUUGUUUUACUUUUUAACCUGGCUUUCGCGCUUCUCUACGACUAGUCACGCGGCGGCGUCAAAUGCUAGGUUCGUUCGGUAAAGAGGCGAAAUUUUGCAACGAAACAGAAUGAGAGAAAGAAAAUCGCCACCGCAAUUAUUGCAGUAACAAUCCUUUUUGUGUCGUCACCGUCGAGCCCCCGUCGGCUCGAGAGAGACACCAAAAGAAAACCCGUGGACAAUCAGUUGUAUUAUUGCGAAACCGUGCAUGACGGAAGGAACGGCAGCAGAUCAAGAUAGACUUCAUUGACGAGAAAGAUAGAGAAAAGUAAAAAUUAAAUCACACUCACACACGCAGCAGAUGAUAGAGCAUAUAAAUUAUAUUGAUGUUAUUGUGCCUUGUGAACCGGGAAAAGAAAUAUUAUAUACCGACGAGCAAAUGCGAUUAUCAGAGAACAUGCAACCGAAAUUUUUUAUGUCUACGGAUAAAGAGCAAAAAUUAUGAAGAGGGUAAAUAUUUUUCUAUGUUGACAGAGAAAGAGUAGUGGUUGCACUUGAGAGUAUAUUAUAUGUAUUCAUGUUGUGGAAUUAACGCUAUCAUUCAGAAGAAGAAGAAAGUGAUAACAUGCUUUUUACUUAACACAGAACAUUCCUCAGAGAUCGAAAGGAUAUGUGCAAUGAUCAGUUUUUAGUUUUAUUUUUUACUGCUUUUUAUCAUUUUUAAGUGCAUUUACAUUGAGAGAAAAUACGAUGGUCCAAGCAAUUACAAACAAAUUGAGAUGUUCUGUGAAAAGAAGUAGUUCAGUGGUUUAGCUUUCAAAGUUAGGCAGCGCUGGCAAAAUCUAGAGGUAAAUGUUGCAUUAUGUGAUGAUGUCCCUUAUUUUCGUUGUUAUUUUUCUGUAAACCAAACCAGGGCAAGUUUUUUUAAAAAAUGCAGAGCACCGGUUUUAUACUUAAAUUUUGUUCUUGCAAACAUUUAUGUGAGGGUUUGGCAAUAGGUGUGAAAUUUGACAAAAAUAAGACUGUUCUGUGUUUUUUUCUAAACCAAUCAGACUUUUUACAGCAGUUUUCAGAAUUAAUAAAAAAUAAAUCUCAUUUUCCGUGGCUGGUAUUUCUGUUAAACGUUUCCAUAUUUGAUCAAUUUAGUUCAGAGUUUUUAAUCAUUGAAAACGCUAAAAAUAUUUUUUUAAUUUUUUGACUGGUAACUAUUGUUUUAAUGUGUCUACAAAGGUCAAAAUGGAUUUUAGUUGGUAAUUGCAAAAUGUUAUAUUUUCUACUUUAUAUUUUAUUCAAUUUAAAUUUUUUUAAAACUCCUUUUAAUUUAAGUGACAAAAUUUGCACCACUUGACUUUUCAAUGAUAUAUUUUUAAUUCUCACUUUUUUAGUGGUGUUCGUGAUUUUCCGUAAAAACAGCCAUGGAAAAUUUGCGAUUUUAAAAUUUCACAUUUGUCUGAACGAAACCCUGAGCAAGAAAAUGUCAUAACUGCUGUGAAAACCCCGGUGCUGAAACUGCAGCCCUGAUUUUGAGUCAAACCUGACCUAUUAAUUUUGUAAUCUGUCGGGACAUUGAUCAUGAAGUUGCGAGGAAAAUGUUAGAGGAGAAUGUUGUUCGGAGUAAGAGUAUCGAUGUGGUGUAAAUUACAAAACAAAGAAAGCAGAACCUCAGCUAUGUAUCUGUGUUAACCCCGUGAAAUGCAGUGCUGGAUGUGUUUUUAGUUUAAUUUGUAACCGCGGUGGCCUCGCCUUCUAAAUGCUUUGUUAGCCAGAGUUUCGCGACACGGAAAAUCCGACAGGGCCACCCAAUUAUUUCGGACGCAAAUUGAAAAACGGAAAGCAAGGAGGGAGACGAUCUGGAUGUUUAGACUAACUCGGUGUACUUAAAAUUAGUGUGUCAACUGUGUUGCCCGGCCGCGGCAGCACGAUUGCCAACGAUGUUUAUGUUAGAUGAAACAGAAAGAAUUUGUUUGUGACUAACAGCAGAAAAUCCUGUGUGUCUAACUACUGUAUAAAGAAAAACAAUGACAACUGCCGCAGCUAAACUGAUACUUUUCAUGAAUUGCGAACGCCAUCUGCACAAUAUUGGAGAAUCGCCGUGGACCGAGACAAUCUGCUAAAUUGUUUGUUAAAAAUCAGCACGAUGGCAAGCAAUCAAUCUCGUUUCUUUCACUCCCAAGACACGACUUUUUAGGUAUUUUUGGAACCCCUGCGAAAGCCAACCAAUGUGAAGACAGCCUGUACCACGAUCUACUUUUAAAAAAUUGAGAAAAAAGCAGAGAAAUUUAUAUUCUAAUUGAAGAUGUGGCACUUGGCCAUGCAUGUUUGUAAGUGAAAUUGUAAUAAAACAAGAUGGAAAUGGACCAAUAA